Molecule: messenger RNA, 1754 nt
Organism: Dicentrarchus labrax (European seabass)
Lineage: Eukaryota; Metazoa; Chordata; Actinopteri; Moronidae
Product: tripartite motif-containing protein 16-like
Exons: 1
Coding region: 41-1399 (452 amino acids)
Molecular function (GO): zinc ion binding; protein binding
Source: RefSeq, a predicted model, not a curated record
CAGUGCAAGGACUGACAGGCCCCAUUCACUGCAGAGACACAUGUUGUUUAUAUCAGGACCAAAUACUUAUAUCGUUAUAUCAUCUGAGGAAGUUAAACUCAGACAGUCGCUGUCACUGAGAAGGGAAAUGGCACAGAAAGGAGUUCAGCUGGACCGGGAAACCUUCUCCAAGAAUCUCCAGGAGAACAUCUGCUCUCGUCAUGAUGAGGUGAUGAAGAUGUUCUGCCGUACUGAUCAGCAGUGUAUCUGUUAUCUCUGCUCUGUGGAUGAACAUAAAGGCCACGACACAGUCUCAGCUGCAGCAGAAAGGACUGAGAGGCAGAGAGAGCUCGAGGUGAGUCGACAAAACAUCCAGCAGAGAAUCCAGGACAGAGAGAAAGACGUGAAGGAGCUUCAAUGGGAGGUGGAGGCUAUCAAUCGCUCUGCUGAUAAAGCAGUGGAGGACAGUGAGAAGAUCUUCACUCAGCUGAUCCGUCUCAUGGAGAAAAGAAGCUCUGAUGUGAAGCAGCAGGUCAGAUCCCAGCAGGAAACUGAAGUGAGUAGAGUCAAAGAGCUUCAGGAGAAGCUGGAGCAGGAGAUCACUGAGCUGAAGAGGAAAGACGCUGAGAUGAAGAAGCUGUCACACACAGAGGACCACACCCAGUUUCUACACAACUACCCCUCACUGUCAGCACUCAGUGAAUCUACAUCCAGCAUCAAUAUCCGUCCUCUGAGGUACUUUGAGGAUGUGACAGCGGCUGUUUCAGAGCUCAGAGAUAAACUACAGGACGUUCUGAGGGACAAAUGGACAAACGUCUCACUGACAGUGACUGAAGUGGAUGUUUUACUGCCACAACCAGAGCCCAAGACCAGAGCUGGAUUCUUACAAUAUUCAUGUGAAAUCACACUGGAUCAUCACACAUCACACCAAUGUAUGUUAUUAUCUGAGGGGAAAAGAAAAGCCACAGCAAUGAAUCAAAUACAGUCUUAUUCUAGUCACCCGGAAAGAUUCCCUAUAUAUUGUCAAGUCCUAAGUAGAGAGCGUUUGCCUGGACGUUGUUACUGGGAGGUGGAGUGGAGCGGGGGAGGAAUCCGUGUAGCAGUUGCAUACAAGAAUAUCAGCAGAGAAGGGAACUUUAAUGAAUGUGGAUUUGGAUUAAAUGACAAAUCUUGGGCGUUAGAAUAUGACUAUAACAGUUAUAGCUUUUGGUGCAACAAUGUCCAAACUCCUGUCUCAGGUCCUCUGUCCUCCAGAGUUGGAGUGUAUCUGGAUCACAAUGCAGGUAUUCUGUCCUUCUACAGCAUCUCUGAAACCAUGACUCUCCUCCACAGAGUCCAGACCACAUUCACUCAGCCUCUCUAUGCUGGACUUUGUCUUUGUUAUCAUAAAGACACUGCUGAGAUCUGUAAACUCAAUUAGUCAUUUAAGGGACUGUGGAUUAAAUUCUGAGUUCAUGGGUGCUUCUCAGCUGAACAGGAGACAGUGGGUGUGGGUUAGGGCAGGGCCUUGCUGAGUGGACUACCACUGGCUCAGAUCUGGAGUUGGUCCCCAGGUGCCACACGGUGGAUGCCAACUUACUUUUCAGAAGUGUGAAAGCAGACAUUGUAGUUUCUAGAGUACAUGUUGUUUCUUUUUGCUGAAUACAAAUCUUUUCUGUAUUAUGAAUUAGGUGCACUAGUGUAUAGAAAAUUAUGCCGAAGUAGCAUCUAGGUACUAUGUGACUAGUACGAGCUGGAGCUUCCCCUGAAUUUCUUAAAUAAAGCUUCCCACAUUC